UCGCGGCCUUUCCUGGGGGUUCUUGGGGAAGGUAUCUGCCUGCACCAGGACGACACGCCUGGGGCCGAGACUCUCCUGGCUGCCUCUUCUGAGCCGCGGUGGAUGCCAGAGCCUCUUUCCACCUUUCAUAUCAGCAUACUGCUCUCCUUUGACAAGAAACAGUAAGAAAGAAAGAAUGGCUGUGGAUUUGCUGCCCACUCAAGUAUCAGAGUCUGUGACAUUCUGGGAUGUGGCUGUGCUCUUCAGCAAGGACGAGUGGUCGCAUCUGGACUCUGCCCAGAGAAGCCUGUACCGGGAGGUGAUGAUAGAGAACUACAGCAACCUGGUUUUACUGGGGAUUUCAGUUUCAACACCUGAGCUGAUUUGCCAGUUGCAGCAAGGAGAAGAUCCCUGCAUGGCGAGAAGAGGAUACCCUCCAGACUGUCUGGGUGAGUAAGCGCCUGGGGAAUGGGCACACAGGCAGCCAGAGAUGUCAAGUCAUAAAGAGGCUACAGCCUGGAAAUACUAGGUCCUGUUGAGAUGCUCAGGGCCAGUUGUGUUUUAUUUA
Molecule: messenger RNA, 547 nt
Organism: Castor canadensis (American beaver)
Lineage: Eukaryota; Metazoa; Chordata; Mammalia; Rodentia; Castoridae
Source: RefSeq, a predicted model, not a curated record